This is a messenger RNA of Culex pipiens pallens (northern house mosquito), 1812 nucleotides long. RefSeq names its product lysyl oxidase homolog 2B-like. Gene Ontology annotation, cellular component: membrane. Gene Ontology annotation, molecular function: copper ion binding; protein-lysine 6-oxidase activity. The transcript is spliced from 6 exons. Lineage: Eukaryota; Metazoa; Arthropoda; Insecta; Diptera; Culicidae. The coding region runs from base 224 to 1771 and encodes 515 amino acids. Gene Ontology annotation, biological process: peptidyl-lysine oxidation. The record is from RefSeq and is a predicted model, not a curated record.
UUCGCGACGGUUGAUCGUUCAAGAUCUGUUUUUCGUUUGUUUCAAGAUGCACAAUUUGUGAAAAUAGAAUUUUGUUUUUUUUUUCUUCUCUCUUUAAUGAAAAUUUACCCUUCCCGUAUUAUGUCACCGUCUUUGAAGUGAGGAAGACGAAAAUAUCAAGAAGUUUUGUUGUGGAUGAAAAUCAAGGUUAAUUCGAGCUUGGUGAGAUAAUUGCAAGUGAAAAAUGAAAUUUGCCACCCAUCACCGUCAUCGAUGGCACCUGCAGACCCUCGUCAUCGUUGUGACCUUCCUCGUGACGGUGGUUUUGGCCUCGCAGGAAUCGGCGCUGGAAAAGGCGCGCCUUCAUCGGGAAAAUAUGGUGCGAAAAUAUCUGAAAAAACUGAAGAAAGAGGAAGGUGCUAUUAAGCUGGUUGGUGGACGGGGAGAUUUUGAAGGCAACAUCGAAAUCUUCCACGACGGCCGAUGGGGUGCGAUCUGCGACGACGAGUGGGAUUCGACCGAGGCGGAAGUGGUCUGCCGGCAGCUGGGCUUUCCCGGCCACAUCAAGCCCACCCACAGUGGCCACUUUGGGAAGGCGAAGCGAAAGUUCUGGAUGGAUAAUCUGUUCUGCGCCGGGAAGGAGCGCGAGCUGGCCGAUUGUCACUUUGACGGAUGGGGCCACAGUGACUGCGAGCCGAGCGAGGCUGCCGGGGUGAUUUGUCAGGAUGAUCAACAAGAGGAGCAGGACGGGGAGGAGGAGAGCCUGACCGAAAAGCCAAUUCCGGAGCGCCUUAAGCCGAAAAUGGCACGCCUGGAGGCGGCCGAGGGGUUUGAGGUGCGGCUGGCCGGAGGCAGGAUACCGAACGAGGGACGAGUUGAGGUCCGCAGCGCCGGCAAGUCUUGGGGCUCGAUCUGCGCCGACGGGUGGUCCCUGCUGGAGGGUAACGUCGUCUGCCGGCAGCUGGGCUUGGGCUACGCCAACGACGCCAUCCAGACGGACUUUUUCGGCGGUUCCAACCGGUCCGAGAUCGUGCUCAGUGGAACCGAGUGCUACGGCAACGAGAGUAGCUUGGCCGAGUGCGCCCACCACGAGGUCACUUCGUGGGCUUCAUGCAGCGAGCGAGGGAGCCACGUGGCUGCGGUGACCUGCGUGGACAAGAUGGCCGACCUGGCGUUUGACCACGUGGAGAUGGAGCAGUCACUGCACCUGGAGGAUCGACUGAUGUACUUGCUGCAGUGUGCGAUGGAGGAGAAUUGUGUGGCGACGCAAGCUUACGAGAUUCAGCGGGAUAAUCCAAAUUGGCACCUGGAGACGCGGAGGCUGAUGAAGUUCACGGCCCGGGUGCUCAAUACGGGCACGGCCGACUUCCGGCCGCACAUACCGAAGCAUCUGUGGGAGUGGCAUUUGUGUCACAUGCACUACCACAGCAUGGAAGUGUUUGCGACGUUCGAUAUCUACGACCGUCACGGAAAAAAGGUUGCCGAGGGACAUAAAGCGUCCUUCUGUCUGGAGGACAACCAGUGCCUUCCCGGAACGGAACCAAAGUACGCGUGUGCCAACUACGGAGAUCAAGGAAUUUCCAUCAACUGCGCGGACAUUUACCGGCACAACAUCGACUGCCAGUGGGUGGACAUCAGCGAGCUGGACACUGGCCUGUACACGCUGAAGGUGGCCAUCAAUCCGGAGUUCAAGGUGCCGGAAAUGAGCUACGACAACAAUGCGGCCAUUUGUUCGCUGCUGUACACGGAGACGUACGCCCGGGCGUUCGACUGCCGGAUGGUGCGACCCUAGGAGAGAGUGAGGAAGAGAAGUGUGGGGUGGGGCAAAUUGUG